This is a messenger RNA of Guillardia theta CCMP2712, 411 nucleotides long. RefSeq lists its product as hypothetical. NCBI's taxonomy places the organism in Eukaryota, Cryptophyceae, Pyrenomonadales, Geminigeraceae. Bases 1 to 411 code for a protein of 136 amino acids. The record is from RefSeq and is a predicted model, not a curated record. The transcript has 3 exons.
AUGAAUAGCGUGGACGGGCCCUUGGUCGACAACAAUGAUAUUUUCUACCUUGUCAUUCCAACGCUGGAGAAGAUUCGACUUGGCAUGGUGUAUCAUAUGAAAGCGUCAGACCAUUUAUUGAAUGUUGCCAAGCAAUUUGGCGUGUCGUUUUAUAACCUCUUGGAACUCAAUCCCGAUCUCCUCCGCAGCGACCAGUACGAAAAUCUGGAGGGGAAAAGGAUAUGCAUAUUGCCAUCAACUUCUAAGUUCGACAAGUGCAUGGCUCCGCAGGCAACUCCCAACCCCUAUUUCUACGAGGCGGAUUUCCCCACUCCUCCUUACUUCUACUAUGGCAAUCAAGGGCGUGGCGUUCCUAUCAAGCAGUACAACCCACUCUACCCCGAAGCACCGAUCCCCGUGCCACCGCCAUGA